Molecule: messenger RNA, 1244 nt
Organism: Callorhinchus milii (elephant shark)
Lineage: Eukaryota; Metazoa; Chordata; Chondrichthyes; Chimaeriformes; Callorhinchidae
Product: G protein-activated inward rectifier potassium channel 4-like
Exons: 2
Coding region: 7-1191 (394 amino acids)
Biological process (GO): potassium ion import across plasma membrane; regulation of monoatomic ion transmembrane transport
Cellular component (GO): plasma membrane
Molecular function (GO): inward rectifier potassium channel activity
Source: RefSeq, a predicted model, not a curated record
AAGCUGAUGGAUGAUGAUCGACCAAUCUUCGCCACAGCGUUGGGGAAGCAGAAACGCCAGCGUUACGUGAUGAAGGACGGCAAAUGCAAGGUCAACCUGGGGGACAUCGGGGAGAACAUGCGCUUCCUGUCUGACAUUUUCACCACCAUUGUCGACCUGAAGUAUAGAUGGUUCCUUUUCAUCUUCACCAUGUGUUACAUGGUGACGUGGGUGCUUUUUGGCAUCGUGUAUUUCCUGACUGCAUUUAUUUGGGACGACCUAAACCACCAAGGCGAGGAGGACUGGGAGCCUUGCUUUGAGAACGUAGAUAGCUUUGUCUCUGCCUUACUCUUCUCCGUUGAGAGUCAAAGGACCAUUGGCUACGGCUCGCGCAUGGUGACUUCCAAUUGUGUGACGGGGCUCCUGAUGCUCAUGGCCCAGUCCAUCGUGGGGUCCAUGAUCGACGCAAUGAUGGUGGGCUGCAUGUUCGUCAAGAUCGCCCGCCCCAAAAAACGCGCCGAGACCCUAAAGUUCAGCAAACACUGUGUGGUGUCCCACAGGGACAAGAAGCUCCAGCUCAUGUUCCGUCUGGGAGACUUGAGGGACAGUCACAUGGUGGAUGCCAAGAUCCGAGCCAAGCUCAUCAAGUCCAGGCACACCGAGGAAGGGGAAUUCAUCCCUUUGGAGCAAUCGGAAAUCAACCUUGGCUACGACACUGGCAAGGACAGGCUCUUCCUUGUAGAACCUCAGAUCAUCUGCCACCACAUCAACGAUGAGAGCCCCUUCUGGGAGAUGCGGUCCGAGACGUUGAGGCAGGAGCAAUUUGAGAUCAUCGUAAUUUUAGAGGGUAUCGUGGAAUCGACUGGAAUGACUUGCCAGGCCAGGACAUCCUACACAGAGGAUGAGAUUCUGUGGGGUCACCGGUUUGAGUCAUGCAUCACGAUGGACAAAGGCGCCUUCAAGGUCGACUACAACCUGUUUGACAAGACGUUUGAGUUGAAUAUACAACCGGGCAGCGCCAAAGACAUGGAGGAGGCGAAGGAACUGGAGAUGAAUGAGCAAUCUGUGCUCAGCCUGAACUGGGAUCACCUGGCACUCACCUGCCCUGCCGCUCAGCAUAAGGAAGACUACGAUGGAAAUCUGGCUUCCAUGAUUCACAAUAUCACGGAGGAAAUGAGCGUGGACGUUAAGGAGUCCGAUUUGGAGAUAUAAUUCCACCGCAUUGGUGAUCAGGUCUGACUCUGAAUCCAAGUGGGGAUUAAAAU